AUGCUGCUGCUGCCCUGGGUGGUGACCACACAGGUGGAUGUGGUCCUGCUGCUGGUCUCUGCGCUGGCUCUCUGGACCAGACUGAGUGGACUGAGCUAUCCCAAGAGUGUCGUAUUUGAUGAGGUGUACUACGGCCAGUUUGUGUCUCUUUAUAUGAAGAGGGUGUUCUUCAUUGAUGACAGUGGGCCUCCUCUUGGACAUAUGAUUCUGGCGGCUGGAGCAUAUUUAGGUGGUUUUGAUGGCAACUUUGUGUGGAACAGAAUAGGAGCCGAAUACCCAGAGAGUGUGAAUGUGUGGAGUCUGCGGCUGGUGCCUGCUCUGUGUGGGGCCCUCAGCGUUCCUCUGGUCUACUGUCUGUCCCUGGAGCUGGGGGCGUCCCACUUGUCUGCUCUGGGGGCUGCACUGCUCUUUUUGCUUGAGAACGCCCUGAUCGUACAAUCUCGGUUCAUGCUGCUGGAGUCGGUUCUCAUCUUCUUCAUCCUCUUGUCCUUCUUUUGUUACCUGCGCUUCCACAACACGUGUCACAGCUCGUGGUUCAGUUACUGCUGGCUGCUUCUGUCUGGAGCCUCCAUUGCUGUGGCAGUAGGGUACAUAUCACUUGAGGUUAAGUACAUGGGCCUCCUGUCCUACCUGCUACUGUUGGGGGUGGCCUGUGUGCACACCUGGAAGCUGAUUGGAGACCGCUCCUUCAGCCAUCUGAGAGUCUGUGUGCAUGCCGUCUGCCGAUCAGUGUGUUUGGUUUUGGUGCCGGUUCUUCUCUAUGUGUUCUGGUUCUACAUCCACCUCACUCUCCUGCACCGCAGCGGGCCCCACGACCAGCUGAUGAGCUCUGCUUUCCAGGCAACUCUAGAGGGGGGCCUGUCUCGUAUCACCCAAGGGCAGCCACUUGAAGUGGCCUAUGGCAGCCAAGUGACCCUCAGGAGCUCUGCCGCCAACCCUGUGCCCUGUUGGCUACACUCGCACAAAGCUAACUACCCGAUCAGGUAUGAAAAUGGGCGAGGCAGUUCCCACCAGCAGCAGGUUACCUGUUAUCCUUUCAAAGAUGUCAACAACUGGUGGAUUAUAAAAGAUCCUCUGAGGCAGGAGUUGGUGGUGGGCACUCCUCCCAGGCCAGUGCGACAUGGUGAUGUCAUUCAGCUUGUUCAUGGCAUGACAUCACGUUUUCUAAACAGUCACGACGUUGCUGCCCCGAUGAGCCCUCAUGCGCAGGAGGUGUCUGGUUAUGUGAACUACAAUGUCUCCAUGGCUCCUCAGAACAUGUGGACAGUGGAGAUAAGUAACCGAGAGACUGAUGGCGAGGUGUGGAAGACCAUUAUGUCUGAUGUGCGCCUGGUCCAUCUCAACACGUCCGCAGUUCUAAAGCUCAGCGGGACACCCCUCCCUGACUGGGGCUUCCAUCAGCUCGAGGUAAUCGCGGAGAAACUGUUCACUGCUCCCAGCACGAGCCAAAGCUGGACCGUAGAGGAGCACAGAUACGGCACCAGUCAGGAGCAGAAGGAGAGGGAGCUGGAGCUUCAUUCACCAACUCAUAUUGAUGUUAACAGAAAGAUCUCCCUGUGGGCAAAGUUUAUUGAGCUCCAGUGGAAAAUGCUCACAACCAAACAAGAAAACUCGGAACACAAAUACAGCUCGAGUCCAUCUGAGUGGCUGACCCUGGAGACCAACAUUGCUUACUGGCUGCACUCCUCCUCAAAUGCUCAGAUCCAUCUCAUUGGAAAUCCCGUUUCUUGGGCUAUAGCCAACAUCAGCCUGCUUACAUAUCACCUGCUGGCUAUCACCUACUUGCUUCGACGCAGGAGAGGCUUCAAAGACAUUCCCGAAGAUGAAUGGAACCGCUUUGUCUCUCUUGGUAGCGUUUGCGUCGGUGGGUGGCUGGUGAACUUUUUGCCUUUUCUCCUGAUGGAAAAGACGUUGUUUCUGUAUCACUACCUGCCAGCUCUCUGCUACCUGCACCUGUUAAGCCCCGCACUCUUGGAGCACGUCCACUCACACCUGCUGAGGUGUGGGACUCAGCGGCGUGCCAUGGCCGUGUGCGUGCUGGGGUUGGCCGUGUCCGUUUUGUUGUCAUACAGAAACUUCUCUCCUUUGACCUACGGGAGCCCUCAGCUGUCGACGGCUGAACUGCAAAGACUCAAGUGGAAACAGUCCUGGGACAUCUUGUACCGGCGCCGUUAG
Messenger RNA from Knipowitschia caucasica, 2175 nucleotides. NCBI's taxonomy places the organism in Eukaryota, Metazoa, Chordata, Actinopteri, Gobiiformes, Gobiidae. The record is from the annotation of a GenBank genome assembly.